Messenger RNA from Eruca vesicaria subsp. sativa (arugula), 700 nucleotides. The record is from the annotation of a GenBank genome assembly. Lineage: Eukaryota; Viridiplantae; Streptophyta; Magnoliopsida; Brassicales; Brassicaceae.
CUCACCAUCAAUCAACUAACAAUAGAACCUACCAAUCUCUCCUUUGAAGAAGACAUGAACAAAAAUCGCCAAGGCGCUCUCUCUCGCCCUUACGGAAUGCUACACCGUGUCAAGAGAUAUAGAGUGAGAGGGAGAAAGUACGCAAAGCCAGAACUUAAACAAAGCAACUUCUCAAAAGACGAGGACGAUCUCAUCCUCAAGCUUCAUGCACUUCUUGGCAAUAGAUGGUCGUUGAUAGCGGGAAGAUUGCCUGGACGAACCGAUAACGAAGUAAGGAUCCAUUGGGAAACUUACUUAGAGAAGAAACUAGUGAAAAUGGGAAUCGAUCCAACCAAUCAUCGUCUCUACCGUCACACCAACUCCAUUUCUAGACGAUUCAUCAAUGCCUCGCGUAAGCAACAUGAAACGGAUGUGGUUAGUGAUCAAUCUUCUUCGGUAUCUGAAUCAUGUAAUAUGACACUAUUACCGGUCACAAGUACCAAUUGCUCUGAGGAUAAUGCUAGUGCCAGACAUAUCCAGUUGCCUGACCUCAACAUUGGUCUCGCCCCGAUGAAGACUAGCGAAUCCUCUAACUAUGGUUCAACGAGUCAAGAAACACUUGUUCUUUUUCGGUGAAGAAUGUACUGUGAGAUUACGGAAUUUGUCAAAGUCUUGUUCAGAUUGUGUAUUUGUUUGUACACAUCUUCAUAUAUAACCCCAC